AAAAUCUCAUGGACUUGAAAUAUCCAACCGUAUUACCACCGAAUCCUCAGCUUAAGGCUCUACUUGUAUUUCAUAAAUCGGACAAUAUCUGUGAAGUAAUGACACAAGCGUGUCAUCGCCAACAAUUGGACGUAACUGUGGUGAAGACAAAGGAGGCAGCGCUUGAGAUCCUUUCAAAUACAAACACCACAGCGGAAUGCUAUCACUUAAUUGUAAUUGAUGCGCGCUCAACCAAGUAUUUGGAUGCUGAGUACAUUACCAGGUCAAUUCGUCACACAAAUGGACAUCAUUUCACAACAAUAAUUACAGUUGUAAAGAAAAGGUAAGUUCUU
This is a messenger RNA of Teleopsis dalmanni, 332 nucleotides long. RefSeq names its product high affinity cAMP-specific and IBMX-insensitive 3',5'-cyclic phosphodiesterase 8-like. Lineage: Eukaryota; Metazoa; Arthropoda; Insecta; Diptera; Diopsidae. The record is from RefSeq and is a predicted model, not a curated record. The transcript has 3 exons. The coding region runs from base 9 to 326 and encodes 105 amino acids.